Molecule: messenger RNA, 2036 nt
Organism: Megalopta genalis
Lineage: Eukaryota; Metazoa; Arthropoda; Insecta; Hymenoptera; Halictidae
Source: RefSeq, a predicted model, not a curated record
UAUCGCGGCGGCGAGGUUAGCGAUGUCGCAAAAUCGGUGAACGCGACGCGCUCCGACCUCCCGUGAUUUAUCCGGCAAUAGUUGGCAACUGCUAAAAAAUUUCAAAAUUCUCUCUUUCCCCCUCCCCGUCUACGUCGCCGCUUCAUCCGUUGCUUUUAUCGGCGAUAAAUCAAACUUGCCGAAGAAUUACGCGAAGUCGCGAAGAUUGUAAUUUAGCCCGGCGCACCUUCGAGAUGUCGUCGCUGAUCGUUGCGCAAGACUCGCAGCUGAUGAUGCUGGAGCUAGCCGUGGAAAAUCUUUAUAUGCCGUGGACGAGCCUGUUCGACAAGGCUCUGCUGAAGAAGACGAUCGUAAUGUUCCGUAUGUUGGACGACGAGUGGGUAACGAUGGCGCCUAAUCGCAGCGACUACAGAUCCUACCGGGGCUCGAACUACGAGACCGAGCGGUUCUACGGCGGGAAAUCGGUGGUGUUCGCGGUCCCGGAAAAGUGCCUGGAGAAACCGGUGAAGGCGGUGGAGCUUCAGAUUUACGUGUACAAACAGGUGUCCAAGUUUUUCGAGCUGGAACGCCGGCAGAAUUUCGGUUACGCAGUUGUCAGCGUGGACGGGCUGCUUAACGGCAUUAUCAAGGAUCUGAGCGAGAGAAAAGAGCUGGAAGGGUACUUUUCCAGUGACCUGAACCGGGAGCCUGUAUCAAGAUCGACUCGCGGGACGUUCCCGUUGCUGGACGAGAACCAACGGGAGACCGAGGCCACCUUGGAGGUCUACGUUCGCGUGAGUUGUCUCGGCAGAUGCAUCUUGACGGAGACGUACGCGCCGAGGAGCAUCCGGAAAGCGUUCUACGCUCGGGAAGAGUCCGACGACUAUUACGAGUACCAGUUCCGCGAGUUGUCGUCCGAGGACGUCGAGUCCUACCACUGGGGUAGCGCGACGAUCCUGCCUCCCGUGCAUCCCGACAGACUGAUGUGCAACUGUCGGCUCGAGGAGAAGGAAGAAACCACGCAAACGGCGGAGAAGAGGAGGAAACGGAAGCGCGACGAUUACGCGGCUAGACUGGCGCAGGUGAACAGGCUGCUGGCGCUGAUGAAGAAGAUGCGGGAGAACCGGCCGGAAAUCGCGGGACGAGCGGAGGGUCCCAAGAAGGUCUGCCCGACGUCGGACGCGGCGCCCUGCUGUCGCCCACCCGCGCCCUGCGUCCUCGGCUUCUCCUCCUGGCCGACCUCGUGCGAACCGACGACCGUUUGCUGCCUGCCGCCGCCGUCUUCGCCAUCCUGCUGGACGUAGAAAGUUCGCGAAGAUCCAAAGAUGUUUCGCACGCGAUCGAGCCAAUCUCCGUCGAGAGUCAACCGUAUAAGACCGAAUUUGCAUGCAAAGGGAAAUCGCGAAGACGUACCGGAGAAUCCUCGACGGAGGCGUUUCCCGGCGAAGUCGAGAGAGAGCUCUAUCAUUGUUCCAGUCGGAUCAUUCGGAGAUAACCGCGACGACGUCCGUUUCCCGGCUGCUGAGAGCGCGAAGAAGAGGCGUCCCGUACGCGAGAAUUUCCUCGAAUUUCCAUCCGCGCCUCGCGGACCCGCGCGAUAAUCUCGUUCGCACGACGGGACGUCGGCCGUCUGCGCCGUCGUCUUUCCAGAAGCUUCGUCUCAGGUUUUUUCAAGGCAUCCCGACGCGUUCCGCUCGCCGUGGCAGCUCGAUAUUCACUUCGCGUCGAGUAUUCCGAUAUUCCAUGCAAUUGAAAGCCGGCGGAGUUUUGCAUUUUGAUUACGGGCCUCUCGUCCCGAACCGAAUCGAAUCGCUCGGCGAGCACGCAAAGUCCUCCGCGCGCUUCGUUUUCCAUCGGCGGCCACGGCGCGCGGUGGACCGGCUAUUUCAUCGCAGGCGGCAUUAGGCGAGAUUCGGAUCUCGCGAGGAUCUCCGUGGACCGACUUAUCCGCGAAUCGAGUCGACGCCUCGCCCGCUUCCGGCGUCGAUUGUCCAAACAUUCGAUAAAUUUGAAUAACGUGAAUCAGUCGGAAAUAAAUACGUGAACGUUCAACUUCA